Molecule: messenger RNA, 1172 nt
Organism: Suillus subaureus
Lineage: Eukaryota; Fungi; Basidiomycota; Agaricomycetes; Boletales; Suillaceae
Exons: 7
Coding region: 183-1082 (299 amino acids)
Source: RefSeq, a predicted model, not a curated record
CCAUGCACCAUGUGCCGCCGACACGUUGCUGCUUCGAGGAAAGCUGGGUCCAUGAUGCAGUGAUAGUUUGUGCUGGAUGCAGUGCCGCAGUGGCGCUGCUUCACGCGCACAUAGGGUGUGCAUUACACGUGGGCCAUUUGCGCAGCUAGUUAUCUUGUUUGGUGAGUGAUCCUGAGGUCGUCAUGUUUCCUACGAUGACUACGACUUUCGACACUGUGCGACGAAAUGCUACUUUGUGUGAGGCAUGUGGUAUCAAGCCGAAAUAUGUUGAUCCAAGUGGAACACAACACUCUUAUUGUGGUCGCUCGUGUGCUCGAACUGGGGUAGGAAAGGCAGCGCCUGAAUGCUUUCUCAGAGGCUGCAGCAACCCAGGGACUGCUUUCAAUGGGUUUUGUUCUGUUGAUCACGCCAAGAAGGGGAGUGCUCCCCCUCCUCCAUUAGCUUCUCCCGGCCCCAAGACGCAACUACAAACUGAUAAUCACAAUGUUGCUGGGCAUACGAAGCCUAAAGCUCCCUCGGAUGUCGUUCACUUGUCUGAGAUUCCCAGUUCUGCGACUGUGUGGCGAGAAUUUGUAAGGGAGUGGAAUAGCAAGUGGCUGUCCCAGGAAGGAUCAGCGUUGGUGGAAAAGCUGUAUGAAAUAUCUUAUCCGACAAGUAUAUCCGAUGCCAAAGAUAAAUAUCUACAGGGCUCACAAGCUACUGGACAGACUCACGUCUUACGCACAUUUCACGCAUCUCAGUGUAUCUGCGACAUGGGGACCAAAGGUCCCACGCUUUGCAAGUGGAACUCGUGCGGCAUCUGUAAUGUCGUGGGCUCAGCUUUUAGACGCGUCGCCUUUGGUAUUUCAUACAAUGUAGGGAGACAAGGCAAGGGACUGUACUCUUCUAGAAACCCAGCUUCUGCCGAUGCAUUCGCCAUCUCAUGCUUGUCUUCGCCUUACCGCGUCAUGAUCGCCUGCGAUGUUGUUUUGCCGCAACACCUCGACAAGAGCACUUCGGUUAUCGCUGGCGACAGGGUAGUUGUUCGAGUGUCAGAUGUGAUUAUCCCCAGAUUCGUCGUGAUGUACACGAAGCAAACUUGAACCUCGCUCUUGUUAGUUUGGACAGUCAUCAUGAUUUAUUUAUGUAUUUCAAUCUCCUGAGUGAGCGCAACCCAAGUUUUGCUGGAACUG